GAGACUGAUGAGGUAAGCCCUUUGUUCCAACUGUACUGAAUUUCCAGUGAACUAGUGGGUGAAUUUUCCAAUGUAGUCACUUGAUUCACAGCAUUUGCUUUCAUAUCUUUAUAUCAGAUUGCUUUUAAAAUCUUUGUAGCUUUAAUCACCUUUCAGGGUUCAGAUUUAUCUCCAUUGGGAGAUUGUGGCCUUUACCCUUUGCCAGGUUUCCAGAUAAACUGCUCUUUUGCAGAGGCUGAACCCACUUUAUCCUUCCACUCUUGGGUGGUGGAGAACCUAGGUCACUUGGGUAAUGCCGGACGGUCCCCCACCUUUGCCUUGGGCUGGCUCAGACGCUCACUUGCCGGGUGUCUGCCUCCUCUCUUGACUGGAAGGGUCUGGCUUUUGAGGGCCCGGAAGGUAUUUAUUUACUAAUGUGCUUUUGCGUAAUGAAGAAUGUAUUCCAGACAGCACCUUGGAACUGAGCGCUGAGAAUUCGGCCCAUUUGUGGUGGACGUUCUGCAACUCCUGAUUUUUGGCUUAAUAGGCAGUUUACAGGAUAGCCAGACUUAGUUUUCAAAAAGACAGAACCCCAGAGACCCUACCUUUAAAUCAUAGUAAGAACGAAAAACAUAAUUGACCUAACUGCAUUAUGUGACAGCAAAUGGUUUAAAGUGCAGAACAUGUAGCCUCCCGCCUCCCCCCAUAGAGUUUUUGCAUUUCUUUGAAAGCUAGAGAACACUGUCAGUAAUUGCUAAACUAAUGGCUAACCCUUGAGCAGGUAUUAUUCCAGCGUGGAGAGGGGGCCCAUUAUUGCGCGUGUUCUGUGCGCCACAGCGAGCUGGUUGCCAACGCACUGGGUCUGGGCUCCGCGGGGCGGGGCCGCCGGGAGGCGGAGCGAGCUGGGGCGGGGCCUCCGGGCCGUCGCCAGUGCGCAUGGGCCGACAUCCUCCGCUCCGAUAGACCCCCUUCAGUUUCCGCUGUUGUAGGAAAAACGUUGUGAAGGCCGUUAGCAGAGUGUUCCCUGAGAGCGCCGGUCGCGGAAAUGUCUGAUGAGAAAGGUUCCCUCGGGGGAGGUGUAGAGAAAGGAGAGGAGCCAGUGGGGACCAUCGCCGCUAGUGCGUACUCUGUGAAGCAGGCGGAUGAUGGGGAGGAGGCGGAUGAUGGGGAGGAGGCGAUGAAGGUGGGAGUGGCGCUGGGGGCUGGUGGCUGCUCUGACGACCUCAGCUAUGGGGAGGCCAGCAUAGACCCCAGCCUCCUAGGGCUCGCGGGGGACGAGGAGAAAUGCCGGAAAAUCCGCAAGAAGUACCGGCAGCUCAUCUAUAACGUCCAGCAGAACCGUGAUGACCUAGUGAACACCGUGAGCGACUCGUUAACCUUGGCGCUGGAAGAAGCCGAUGUCCUGUUUGAUGGAGUGAGCCGAACAAGAGAAGCCGCUCUCGAUGCCCAGUUUCUUGUUCUGGCUUCUGAUUUGGGUAAAGAAAAAGCAAAGCAACUAAAUUGCGAUAUGAGCUUUUUUAACCAAGUAGCGUUUUGUGACUUUCUGUUUAUAUUUGUGGGUCUAAACUGGAUGGAAGAGGAACAUGAGGAAUUGAGUGGCUUUGAUGAUAAUAUAGUUCUUUCCUUCUGGGACACAGUACAGAAGGAGGCGUCGUCCUGGAUUUUGCAAGCUGAGACAUUCCACUUUAUUUUUGGUUCAUUCAAGUCCAAACCUGCACCAAGGCCCCGACUUGAACACCUCAAAAAAGCUCUCAAAAUGGAAGAAAAUGGGGAUAUGCCUACAAAGCUGAGGAAGUUGGACCUGAGUAAUAAUCAAGAAACAACAGAAAAAGAAGUAGAAAGAAUCUUGGGAUUGUUGCAAACUUACUUUCAGAAGUAUCCUGAUACUCCUGUGUCCUAUUUUGAGUUUGUGAUUGAUCCAAACUCUUUUUCUCGUACUGUGGAGAAUAUAUUUUAUGUUUCUUUCAUUAUAAGGGAUGGUUUUGCGAGACUAAGGCUUGACCAAGACAGGCUGCCAAUAUUAGAGCCAAUUAAUAUUAACCAAGUGGGUGAGGGAAAUGAUCCCUGUUCUCAUGGCAGGAAACAAGGAGUUAUAUCUUUGAGUUUACAGGACUGGAAAAAUAUUGUGGCAACUUUUGAAAUUUCAGAGGCUAUGAUCACAAACUCCUACUAGGGAUUUUUGUCCUUCAUGUAGGACGCAUUUUGUGGCUUUUCUAAAGUAUCUCAAAAUGGAGAGUAAAAUCAAGCAGAAGCACAUAACUAUUUCAUGUAAAGUGAGAAAGUAUUUUCAAAAAUGCCAGAAAUUGUUUUACUGUGCAGUGUUUUUUUUUUUUUUUUUUUUUUUUUGGUAGUUUAUAAGGUUGUCAUGAUCUUCUGUUAUUAAAAAAUUAUUCACUGGCAUGUUUGUGAGAAGAUUUUUUUUAAAUGCCCUUUAAGACUUUAUCAGUAAAAAUUAGUUCUGGAAUUCAUAAGAGGCAUUUGAUAGUUUACCAAAAAAUCAAUUUUAUGAUGCUAUUUGAUACUGCAUUGCUUCCUCUGUUAGAGGGAACUUGAUGGGGCACCUGACAAGGUUGGGGGAAGAGUGGGGGGAAAAAGUAGGCAAAAAGACUAUCCGUAGGGCAGUGAAUAAACAGUGAUAAUUUACUGUAAAAAAAUCUCGAUGUUAUGCUUCAUUUCAAGGAGGACUCAGUUAAGAUUAAUGUGUGACAUCCAUAAGCUAAAUAAUUUCUCCUGUGAUUUGUCUUAUCUACUGUAGAGACAUUCUACUUUUGUUAGGUGAGGCGUCAAUUAAGUGCAUGCUGAAAGGUGAGUAGGGAUUGGUCAAAGAUAGAAGAAAGGUAUUCUAGGCAGGGGAAUACGGAGGUCAAAUACAUGGAAUUGUGAGAAAUUAUGGCACCAGAGAUUCAUGAGUUGUUUCUUUUUGAUUUUAAACUAUUCCAUUUGAAGGGCACCGGGGUGGCUAAGUGGGUUGAGCCUCUGCCUUUGGCUCAGGUCAUGAUCCCAGAGUCCUGGAAUUGAGCCCCACUGCUCAGUGGGGAGCCUGCUUCCCCCUCUCUCUUUGCCUCCUGCUCUGCCUACUUGUGAUCUCUCUUUCUGUCAAAUAAAUAAUAAAAUCUUAAAAAAAAAUAAACUUCCAUUUGAAUGCUAAACUGGGUGACAGUUGGGUUACUUUAUAUAUUAGUUUCCUCAGAAGUUGAAGAUAUUUUUGUCAGAUUAUUUCAAACACAAAACCAGUUAUAGUAUUUACAUGGGUAAUUUCUUCCCUAGCCUCUGGUUUCCAGACACUUUGUAAUCUCUGCUGGUGACCUUCAGAAUCAGUGGUGUUUCAUUGUGUAACACCCUUGAAUAUUCCCAGUUCAAUUUGUGUUUCUUGUUAGGGCUUUAAAUGUCUGGAAAUGAUCUCUCUCUAUACUGAAAUAUAUAAUUAACUUAACCUAAAUGUUCUUUACUUAACCAUAUAAGCUCUUUUUUUUUUUUUUUCCUUUUGUUGAUUGCAGUUGUUUUAAGGUUAUGCCAAAAUUUUGGGUCUUUAAGAAAACAAGUUCAAAGGUAUGGAGCAUUCCUAAAUAAGCUUUUCUUCUUUUUUUCUUUUUUCAAUAGGCUCCAUGUCCUAUGUGGGGCUCGUACUCAGGACUCAGAGAUCUAGAGUCGCAUACUGACUAUGCAGCCAGUCAGGUGCCUGAAGGCUACUUUUCUUGAUCCCUAUAGGAACUUAAUCUUUGAUAGUAGUGGAUUUUGCCUUUGGGCAUGAUUUGGGAAAUGGAUAAGUAUCUGUUUUGCAUAGAAGUAACAAACUUUUCUACUAAGUCAGCGUGAUAGAGCGAAGGGAAGUCCAAAGACUAAAUAAACGACGUCAAGAUUGACAGGAGCAAUCUUAAUGUAUGUGUGCGCAAGUUUCUUAGUAAUUAGUUGAUAUUUAGAUAAUUAGAGAUAUUUCUCAUAAAGUUGUUCAGUUUUCUGAAGGAGCCACUCCUUCCCUUUUUUCAUGUGAAGGAAUGCUAACCCUCCUGGUGUCUACCACCCUUUGAUUUAUUUAGCAGUCAAGCGAGUAUCAUUUGGUCUUGCUGAUCCUCACUUGAGCCUGUCUUUCCCAACCAAGUUCCCUGGGUUUUCCAGAGCUUUGCUAUUAGAGGAAAAUUAUCUGUUAGUAGCAACAGUAUCCUGCCUCCCCCCCCUCCACCCCUUUUUUAAACUCCUCUCCAGGUUCCUCUGUU
Messenger RNA from Mustela lutreola (European mink), 4193 nucleotides. It is a transcript of the gene EID3, whose product is annotated as EP300 interacting inhibitor of differentiation 3. The transcript has a single exon. The coding region runs from base 1025 to 2152 and encodes 375 amino acids. The record is from RefSeq and is a predicted model, not a curated record. Lineage: Eukaryota; Metazoa; Chordata; Mammalia; Carnivora; Mustelidae. Gene Ontology annotation, cellular component: Smc5-Smc6 complex; nucleus. Gene Ontology annotation, biological process: DNA repair.